AUGGCGAAUUGGACGAACACUCUACUUGAUUUAGAGAACAGAUUGGGCUAUUCAAGGAUGAAGUUUGGCAAGACUUACACUGAAUUCAUUGAGAAAGAAGUGGCCUGCAACCAAUUGGCAGGUUGUUCUUAUGUGAAGUUUGAAAGGUUGAAGAAAAUUCUCAAAAAAUGUACAACGCCCGACUCUUCUAGCUCUGGCGACGACCUUGAUUUCGCGACCUCCCCUUGCUCUUCACAUUCUUGCUGUGAGGAUUCCCAGGCUUGCACGACUUCAGGUCGUAAGCCUAUCUCGAGCUGCCAAAGGAAGACGAAGCUUCGGAAAGGGUUGCCCGUAUCUCCAUUGAAGACUGGAGAAUGUCCUGUGUCAUGCCGGGGUAUGAAUCGCAUUCUCAACUUUCUGCGGCCUGCAGGUGGCGACGCAAAGUUUUUUGGGGAGUUGAUGGAGAAGCUAUUGGAAGUGAAUGUGAAGUCUGAGAAUGUGAUAAUUCGUGCUAGGGCUCAAAUAAUCGGCUUGGUUUGUCAAAAUAUUCAUCAAUCCUUCAUCUCAGAAACGGAACCACUCGGUGAAUUUACGUGCGAUUUAGAUUGUUGUUCGCCGACUCUUACUUGCAAGGUGGGGGAGUCUACGAGUCUGGAAUUCGACCUUUUAUGCUCCAUAUGCUUGGAACCGUUGUUUGAACCUAUAGCUUUGGGGUGUGGACAUCUGUUCUGUAAUAACUGCGCUUGCACCGCCUCCUCCAUGCUGGGACACGAGGGUCCCAAAACAGCCCGUUGUGACGCCAAAUGCCCUCUUUGCCGACAGAUUGGAGUCUAUCCUGACGGGGUUAAACUGAAAGAGUUGGGUGGCUUGAUUUAAAAUAGAUGUCUGGAGUACUGGAAAGAGAGAUCUCAACGAGAGCGGGAACAGCAACUGAAGCUGAAGAAGGACUUGUACAGUCAGCAAAUGGACGCUCUUCUAAGGGAGCGAGAUUCAAUUCUUACCUUAUAGGUAGCGAAGCUAGUCCAGGCGAUUCUGCAGUGUAGAUAUGUAGAACGUUUAAUUCUAUUCAAUUACGGUAGUAAUUCGAAUUAGGAAACAACCUGCGGGGGCGAAAAAUAUGCCCUUGCAGUCGCCAUUCUUUUACAGGCCUUCAAACCAUGUGCUCGACUGCUAUUCACCCAGGUUUAAAUCAUGUAGACACAAUUGUCAGAGAAUUCUGCACAGGCAUUAAUGUGAAUAUGUUCGCAGCUUUAAGGCAUCGUCCCUCA
Messenger RNA from Physcomitrium patens, 1247 nucleotides. The record is from RefSeq and is a predicted model, not a curated record. Lineage: Eukaryota; Viridiplantae; Streptophyta; Bryopsida; Funariales; Funariaceae.